Molecule: messenger RNA, 795 nt
Organism: Ectocarpus siliculosus
Lineage: Eukaryota; Phaeophyceae; Ectocarpales; Ectocarpaceae
Source: the annotation of a GenBank genome assembly
AUGGCGUUGCUACUGGACUUUUUCCUCGCGGGCAUCCAGCUUACACUUGGGGGCACCAUGUACUCGCGAACCCUGCCGGAGUACGAUGAAUCUUUCCAACUAGACUGCCUUCUCAAGGAGCCCGUGGUGAACUCUCCGGACGAUUGUCUGGGAUACAUUCGUUCCGACCGUUACGCUGGCAUGAUGCUGGUGUGGAGGUCCUACGUCUACCUGUCCCUCGACUACACCAAGUACUACCAGAGGCUGGUCACGAUCGAGCAGGACGGGGUGUGCUGUGGCUUCGGGCCGCCAACGCGGUGCACGGGGGAUGCUCGAGACUUUCCGAGCUAUUUCAGUGAGAACCAGGUCGGGUUCGGCACAGAUAGGAGAUACGUUUGCGGCGCAGAGAUUGGCGGGUGCAAGUACGACUAUCCGAUGGGCCAAUGCAUGGACAUCGAUGUGGACGUCUUAGAAGGCGCGAGGGGGUGCGCGUUCGAGCUUGAGAUGCACAUGACCAACAAGGUGAUUGUCCACGCCUUCUUCAUCAUGGGUCUGUCCGCCCUCAUGUUCGCGUCGAUGCUGUCGGGAUGCUGCAUGUUCUGGAAGAGGGCAUACGACGACUCCAUGCCAGACCACGUCGACAGCCACGUCCCGUGGGACCCAUUCAAGAACAAGGAUCUCCUCGGCGAGAACAAGGGGACCAAGUCAAAGCGCGCGGGGCGAGAGGGAGGGCCCGCCGCAACGCUGGAUCCGCUCGGGGUGCUCAUCAUGGGGAAGAUGCCGGGAGUCAACGAGGGAAAGAUCAUACCAAUGUAA